This is a messenger RNA of Volvox carteri f. nagariensis, 1155 nucleotides long. RefSeq lists its product as uncharacterized. Gene Ontology annotation, biological process: lipid biosynthetic process. The transcript has 8 exons. Bases 1 to 1155 code for a protein of 384 amino acids. Lineage: Eukaryota; Viridiplantae; Chlorophyta; Chlorophyceae; Chlamydomonadales; Volvocaceae. The record is from RefSeq and is a predicted model, not a curated record.
AUGCCUUGUAUUGUGUGGAGGUCCGAGGAGGAGCUUCGGAAGUACUUUCGUGACCAGCUUUCCACGGCCGGCCCUGAAGCUGAAGAGAAUGGUAACGCUGCGAACACCCCACAUUUGCAUGGUGGCGGCAGCAAUGGCGCCACUGUCAAUGGCGAAGCGCAACUGCCGGCCGCGCGUCAAGCUGUAAUGCAACCGUCUUGCGGCACAGUCGCGAUGUCGCCCACGGCGGCGCGGGUGGCAGCAGCGGCUUCCGAGGGGGGCCCUACAGGUCCCUCGACUGGCAAGGCCGCAGCGGCCUGUCUCAGGCCCGAUGUUUUGUCGCGGAUGCGGAUCCUAGCCUUCCACUCCGCGGGAAAUGCCGAGGACAUGUGGACGUCGGAGGGCACUGGGGUGCGCAGGAGUCCAAGCCCGCUGUUGGAGUGGUGUCGGAGCAGCGACGUGGAGAUGCUGGCAGUGCAAAUGCCGGGGAGGGGCAGCCGGGCCCGAGAACCGUUCAUCACUACCGCGCAGGCAGCUGCCAGGGAGCUACUUCCCGUGGUGCAACCCCUCCUGGAGUCCGGAGUGCCGUACGCCGUCCUGUCGCAUUCAUUUGGCACGUGGAUUUGCUUCGAGCUGCUGCGCGCUGUACGGCGCGCGGGCCUGCCGCUGCCGCGAAUCUGGUGCCUGUCAGCCAUGCCGUACCCAGACGUGCCGUACAGUCUGAGGCCGUGGCGGCAGCAACGGGCAUUGGGCGACGCGGAUUUUCAGGAGGAAGUUCGCGGCUGGGAUGUGAAUGAGGUGGUUUUCACUCCGGACAUGUGGCAGCUGUACGAGCCCAUCCUCCGAGCGGACUGCACCGUAUUCGACGAGUACGAGCUACAGCCCGAUGAUCCGUACAAGUACGACGCACGGCAGGCAGCAGAUGCCGACAGUGUCGCGGGUCUUGCCCCCCUGGAGCCGUUCGACUUCCCCAUCGAGGCCUUCUGGGGCAACACCGAUAGGCGCGUCCGCUCGGAGCUUGUAGCCCCCUGGGCCCGAUACACACGCGCCGGAUUCCGACUGACCGAGGUUGCAGGCAAUCACCUGUGGCCGAUCAACAACCGGGAGGCCAAGACUGCGUGGCUGAACCAGGUGGUGCAAGCGAUGAAUCAAGCUGUGCUGCUGACGAAGAAGUGA